This is a messenger RNA of Orbicella faveolata, 913 nucleotides long. RefSeq lists its product as uncharacterized. The record is from RefSeq and is a predicted model, not a curated record. NCBI's taxonomy places the organism in Eukaryota, Metazoa, Cnidaria, Anthozoa, Scleractinia, Merulinidae.
AAAAGUGAGGAAGAUCUAGAAAGCCUAAGUACAAAAUGAAAGAAAAGAAACUUUACAUUCAAAUUUGUAAAAUAAUGAAAAGCAAACACCACUGCAUAAAAGUACCAAUUAUCGUUCCCAUUUCAGUUCUCGGAUACUAGAGUUAAACCCACUAGAAAUUAGAACUGUGAGAUUGGCAUAAUAUGGUACCAGAGAGAGAGUCGAAGCUUUUUUAAGGGCCAGGCGUUACGACAAAGUUUUGAUUUAAAUCUCUUUCAAUUUGAAAUAACAACUAUUUCUUCCGAGUUUUCAACGUUGGCUUGAAGGAGUCCAUAAAAUGUCUCUGUCUCGGUCGUUCCGUUUCAUUACUCGUUAUAUUGCAUCAUGGGACAAGAUAUCCAGGAAGCCGUAUCACGCAUAGUUGCUUAUUUUACUUUACAGCACGCAGUAAACACCGCAACCUCCAUCAGGAGACAUCAAGCAUAACAAAUAUUGCGCGACCGUUAAAUCAUAGCUUAGCAUUCCCAAUUCGAUAUUUUUACAACCUUCAGCUGCCCAUUUCGACAUUGUAUUCAUAUGAUCUUGUAUGGAGAAACAAGCUGUCGAUCGAUUUAUCUUUCAGUAUCACGACCCACAUCGAGUCCAACGCCAAGUCUUGUUCCGCCCUUCAAUACAACGAAAUCCACGGCACUGCCAUCAUUUACAGUGAAACCAACUUCUUCAGGUUUUACACCAGUAAUGUCAUCUUCAGUCGUGUCAACAGUGACUAUUCCUCCUCAUGUACAAAGGAUACUUGUUAGUCUACUUGGAUCUCUCACCCGAAUCAUACAGAGGCUUCAAGCACUCCUCGGAGGGUCACUUUCUCCUGCAGAUCUCGAUAACUUUCAAAGUGAGUAAACACUUAUUGCUCGAGUUAUGCAUCCCACUUUGAAAA